AAAGUGCACAAGCUUCGUGUCUAGAGCCAAAGGUGUUUGCUAUAUAGAGAUUGGUCAGACAAUGCCCGACGAUGUAGAUUUUUUAUGUCGAGGGGCUGCGCCUCCCCCAGACGCUUCAGCCUCACAGUUCUGUUCUAGGCGGUUGCGACGUGCGCCGCCCUAGUUCCUUCUCCGACCCAUCCCCAUUAGCAUCAUCCGGCGCGUCACCAUCCACACGGCAACCACACCCAUCUUUCUUGGAAUCCCUAACUUCACGUAUCUUGCGCAAUGGGUAUACCGAUCGGAUGGAAUGUGAAGCGCGAGGAAGCAAAGGAGAAAGAUGUACUUCGAGCCGACAUCGCCGGCUCACGCUCACCCAUCCGGCGCCGCGCAAGACCCAACAGAUCACCGCGUCCUCGCAGCACACUCGAUACCGAUUUCCUCAUCUCUGCUCCGCAUAUCGAGUGGAUACCUCGCUCGUCACAUCGCGCGCGUUUGGCGCCGCCACCUGUUCCUGAAGUCUCGAGGACCGAAUACCGCAGCAACGAGGCUUCGAGGCACCCACCUACUCUACAGCGCGACGAGAGCAGCGUGCGCCGUUCGCGCAGUCGUCUUGAUGGCUACAUGCGCGCCCACGAGAUGCGCGCCACUCCCGACCACGAGCGCCCCUUAGCAGCCUUCACCCCAGGAUUUGCGCCAGCUGCAGCUUCGCGGACGUCAGAAGCAGAAGCACAACGCGAUGCGCAAGACCCUUUUUCACGCCUGCGAGGGUACACUUCAUACCGUCGCGCCACUGGACGAUCAACGCGAACACGUUCCCAGAGUCCCCGUGCUGACCCAUCUGGGGCGCGAGGCGACACUGCGAAUGUGCCCGAGGAAAGCCACGAGACAGGCGAGAACAACGCCGUAGCUUUCCCUCCACUACGCAGGAUGGGUCGCCGUACUAUUGCGGAUGGACCGCUACCCGCCAGCUCCUUGCGCGAGUCUUGGAGCCCUGUUGCUACACUGGACGGCCUGGGCGACCGGAAUCGCAGUGUCAGCCCUUUUGACGAUCAGUUGCAAUGGGACAGUUUUCUCACCACUGUCGUCGACGACCCUGUCGCACCAACUGCGGGGUCAUCCUUUGCAUCAGCCGCAGCGUCAGCCUCAUUCACAAACUCGCAUACCAGUUCGCGAGCGGGAAGUGCCAAUUCGGCGGCAUCCUCGCAAACUCAUCUUACAGUGCCAUCCCGACGUCACUCACCUCCACAAAACGAACAAUUCAUGCGGGCAUGCGAUACCUCGGAGGAUGACACAGCAUCAGAUACCGAAGAAGAAGAAGAAGAAAUGGAUAUACGUGGCAGUAUACGUCGUCGUACAGGCACAGAGGCUUUUAGAAACCGCUUGGGUAUCUCACACUCGGCUGAGCCUCGCCGAAGAAUGCGGCCGUCGUAUUUCUCCAACGAGCCUCCUGCGCGAGAUAUAGAGCGUUACUCACUCCGCGUAAUCGACCGAUCCCGAGACGCCAGCGAAGUCGUUCGCAGCUUCUACAACUCGGGCAUUUGGAGAGAUGUCGAGACAGAAGUGGCGCAGAGGCCACAAAUACCACAGCUUGAUGGACCUUCAGAGGAAGCUGCGAGCGCCAGCGACAACGAGAGCAUUCCUCCACUUGUCCGUGCCGACUCACCGCCGCCGCCGCCACUAGAUCAGGAGCUCCGUGACGCGCGGUCGUUGCUGGAGCGUCUUGCGCGCAGAGAAGAUGUUAGUGACGACUUUUGGGCUUCGGUAGGCUUGACGCGGUCUUUUGCCGACCCUGUUGAGCGCUUUCAGGAGCUUGAGCGGUUGUGAUCUGACUUGCUAUCCCCACUGCUUCCGUUGGCUUGGCUGGUCCUGCCACUUUGAUGUUUGUCCACUUCUGCUGCAAUCAUGCUGUUUACGUUGCACUUUCUUGGUAACUAUCUACCGAUUGGCAUUUGGCCGCUUAAUGCUCGUGUUACGAAAAGUUAUGCUCCACAAUGUGAAGACAUCUGUGGAUGGCUUGGAACAAGUUCUGGGAGAAUCAAUCGUGGAUUUCGUACUCCUUACGAUGGAUGACUUAUUCAAUAUCGUUAUGUAGCUUGAGUUCCUAGAAAGAGGAACAAGAAUAAGACACAACUUAUUCUGCACCACCCUCACGUGUUCCUCCCCAAUCUCAUUCAUCAACUCUGUGGUCGUCACACGUAUCAUACUAU
This is a messenger RNA of Alternaria alternata, 2189 nucleotides long. RefSeq lists its product as hypothetical. The record is from RefSeq and is a predicted model, not a curated record. Lineage: Eukaryota; Fungi; Ascomycota; Dothideomycetes; Pleosporales; Pleosporaceae. The transcript has a single exon. Bases 268 to 1806 code for a protein of 512 amino acids.